Molecule: messenger RNA, 2568 nt
Organism: Diversispora eburnea
Lineage: Eukaryota; Fungi; Glomeromycota; Glomeromycetes; Diversisporales; Diversisporaceae
Source: the annotation of a GenBank genome assembly
AUGGAUUUUCACACGGUAUAUCAACUUUUUAGCGCUACAUAUCAUUCCGAUCAAAAUUUACAGAAGCAAGCUGAAUUACAAUUGAAACAGAUAGAAACAAAUCCCGGGUUUAUUUCAAUACUUCUGCAAAUACUGAGUUCUCAAGAAUCUGAACUUGGAACAAGACAAGCUAAUAAGGAAGCAUUUAAAAGAAAUAUUUUUCAUGUAUUGGUAACAGUACCCAAUGUUGUAAGAGUUCAACUUCUCGAUUCUUUAGGGAAAGUUUUAUCCUAUGAUUACCCAGAUAAAUGGCAGGAUUUUAUGAGUCAAGUUCAUGAUUUUUUGACGAAUAAUAAUCCUAAUAAUGUAUAUAUAGGAUUAUUUGCAUUACAACAGGUCAUUAAAGUAUUUCAAUGGAGGACUAAGAAUCGAAGUAAUAAUGAACAUAUUGCGGAAAUAAUUGAAAAGACUUUUCCAAUUGUUUUACGAAUAUCACAAGGUUUAAUUAAUGAAAUUAGUUUGGAUGCAGCUGAAAUGUUAAGGAUUUUGAUUAAGAUAUACAGUACAGCAACUCAAUAUGACCUUCCCGCUCCAUUACAAAAUGAUAAUUCUCUUGUACCUUGGGUAACUUUAAUGUUACAAUUAUUUGAAAAACCUAUUCCUCAAGAAAUAAUUCCUAAUGAAUUAGAUGAAAGGCAAAAAUUUAUUUGGUUUCGAGCUCAAAGAUGGGCUUGUAGAAGUUUAAAUCGACUUUUUUCAAGAUAUGGAAAUCCUGCUCAACUUCCACCUUCCACAAAAUAUGGUACAUUUGCGGAAAAUUUUAUACUUAAUUUUGGUCCCCAAAUUUUACAAACAUAUCUUCUUCAAACCGAACGAUGGAUAAAAAAAGAAAUAUGGUUGAGUGAUAAAAUCUUAUAUUUCUGUUCUGAUUUUUUUAAAGAUGCUCAAACCUUGGUUUCACAAUUUUUAUUUCCUCAAUUAUGUUUUUCCGAUGAAGAUGAAGAAUUAUGGGUAGAAGAUCCAGUUGAAUAUAUUCAUAAAAAAAUGGAUCCAUUAGAAGAUUUCACAUCCCCCGUUUCAUCCGCUAUCGCAUUUUUAAUGGAUUUAGCCAAACAUCGAAAGAAACAUACAUUCGUAAAUAUUAUGGAAUUUAUUACGGCGGUUUUAAUUAAUUAUCAAAAUGCUUCACCGGAAAAUAAAAAUCCUCGAUCAAAAGAUGGGGCACUUAAAAUGAUUGGAUGUUUAUCAGAUUUAAUUUUACGUAAGAAAUAUGGGGUUAUACAUUUAAUGGAAGGAUUCUUAAUUAUGCAUGUUUUCCCCGAAUUUAUAAGUGAAUAUCCUUAUUUGAGGGCAAGGGCAUGUGACAUGCUAGUAAAAUUUAAUGAUAUAGAUUUUGAACAUGAAACUACUCUUGCUACCGCAUUUCAAGGAGUUACUUCAUGUAUGAAUGAUACUGAACUUCCGGUAAAAAUUCAAGCUUGUUUGGCUUUACAAGGUUUAAUACAUAAUGAAACAGUACGGGUUGCAUUAAUUCCGGAUUUACCAAUUGUUAUGCAAAAACUUCUUGAUCUUACCAAUCAAAUCGAUAGCGAUACUCUCUCUACCGUAAUGGAAGAAUUUGUUGAAGUUUUUGCUAAGGAAUUAGGUCCUUUUGCUGUUCAAUUAUACUUUCAAAAUGAGCUAGCAAUUCCUGGAAAGGAAGAUUUCGAAAUAGCCGAUGAUUUAGAAAUUGAUGAUAAAACACUUGCAGCUGCUGGCGUAUUAAAAACCAUUUCAACAUUGAUAUUAAGUUUAGAAAGUACACCAGAAGUUUUGGAACGAUUGGAAAAUACACUUAUACCUGUAGUAACAUUUUCAUUAAAAAAUAGAAUAUCUGAAUUGUAUGAUGACGUAUUCGGUAUCGUUGAUAGUUGUACCUUUUCUACAAAAAAAAUUUCACCUUUAAUGUGGGAAAUAUUUGAAUUAAUUUACAAAACUUUCAAGGGUGACAAUGAUGAAACUGGUAUUGAUUAUAUGGAAGUAUUUGUACACAAUUCCAAUUUACAAUCCAUGAUUUAUGAUAUUAUUGAGACAGUUAUGAAAAGUGAUCGUUUAGGAGAGGGUGAUCGUUCGUGUGCUUGUAAAUUAGCUGAGUCAGUAUUGUUAAAUUGUCGAGGAUAUGUAGAUCAGCUCGCUUUUCAUUAUUUACCCGACUUAAAAAAUAUUUCCGGCAUGAGUUUUAAAAUUCAUUGUAUAGAAAUUGUAAUAAAUUGUCUUUACUAUAACCCAGUUUUAACUCUUCAUAACCUCGAAGAACGUGGAAUGACUCAAUCAUUCUUUACAUUAUGGUUUUCCUAUAUAAAUAAAUUUUCUCGGGUUCACGACAAAAAACUGGUAAUCGUAGCUCUUUGUGCAUUAAUCGAAUUACCGGUUGAACAAUUACCACAUACUUUACAAGCUGGAUGGUCACAAGUUUUAGAUGGUAUUUUGGAAGUUUUUAAAUCAUUACCCAAAGCCGAAGAAGGUGAUGAGAAUGUAAUAGAUGAGGAUGUGAAAUAUUUAGAAUUUUUAGCACAAGAAAAGAGGAAGUCACAUAUGAAUCACCUCUAG